CCUUGCCUCUUCCUCCAAAGGUUACCCGCAGCCUGCCAGCCCUGCCACCAUGAUGAAGAGAGGCUUCCAGGUGGCAGCAAGACUUGGCCACUACAGAGCUCUUCUCAGAGCCCCCUGCAUCCCACCCAGACUUGACUCUGCCUCAGCCUUCGCAUCCUCCUCAGAUGAUAGGAUCUCAAGAUUCUGCCCAGAGAAGACAGAUUUGAAGGAUUAUGCCCUUCCCAAUGCCAGCUGGAGUCCAGACAUGCUGAGCAUGUACCAAGAGCUUCUGGAAAAAACCAAGACCGACGGCUGGAUCAAACUGCCCUCCUUCAAGUCCAAUAGGGACCACAUCCAGGGGCUCAAGCUGCCGUGGGGGCUGUCAGUUAAAACAGACUACAAAGACUCGUGCAUCUUCACCAGGAGCAUCCAGAUGGAAGGUCAAGGCUACGAGUAUGUCAUCUUUUUCCACCCAUCCAUGAAGAAGUCUAUCUGUCUAUUCCAGCCAGGCCCCUACCUGGAGGGGCCCCCGGGGUUUGCCCACGGAGGGUCCCUAGCAGCCCUGAUGGACGAGACAUUUUCUAAAACUGCCUACCUGGCUGAAGAAGGGCUGUUCACAGUAAGCCUCAACAUCAGGUUCAAAAACCUGAUCCCUGUGAACUCUCUGGCUGUGCUGAAUGUGGAUAUAGAAAAGAUUGAGGACCAAAAGAUUUACAUGUCCUGCACCGUCCAGAGCAGGGACCAGCAGACAGUCUAUGCCAAGUGCUCAGGUGUUUUCCUUCAAAUGCAGCUGGAAAAGGAGUAGCCCCAGGCGAGCGGACUGCCAGGACCCGCACAGCGCAGGGAGGGCUGCUCAACAAAUGGGUGGUAAGGGAUGGGCAUUUUGAGCCAAUAAAGUCUUACAGCUCUGUGCUCA
Condylura cristata (star-nosed mole) is the source of this 895-nucleotide messenger RNA. It is a transcript of the gene THEM5, whose product is annotated as thioesterase superfamily member 5. The transcript has 6 exons. The record is from RefSeq and is a predicted model, not a curated record. NCBI's taxonomy places the organism in Eukaryota, Metazoa, Chordata, Mammalia, Eulipotyphla, Talpidae. Bases 50 to 784 code for a protein of 244 amino acids. Gene Ontology annotation, cellular component: mitochondrial matrix. Gene Ontology annotation, biological process: long-chain fatty-acyl-CoA metabolic process; cardiolipin acyl-chain remodeling.